CCUGGUGGACCUUAACACACUCAAGGUCCUGGAAGUCGAUGAUAUCCUCGGCUGCAACAAGGGAAUUAUUGCAGCGCACCGUGCAAAGAGCACGCCUAGUAGGAGGACGAGGAGGAGGAGGAUCAUGAGAGAUGCUAGGAGAAGAAGUGGAGGCACAAGAGGGUGGGUCAGUGACGCUAGAAGCGACCAACGAUGAAGUCAGGUCCGAGUCCUCAGAAAGAGUAGCAAGCGGCGCGAAGGUAGAAUCGCAGGCGGGUAUGCCUGCUACUGUGGGAGGAUCAGGGGAGCGGGAGAUCACCACUAGGUGGCUGCGGGGCGGGAGGUCGAGGGGGGGGGGUCAGGCUGAGGGCGGGACUGCUGAGCAAAGUGACGCUGGAGGGCGUCGGCGUAGGGGCAGCUGGACGAAGUGUGACCAGACAGGUCUGUGGUUCCUCUGGUUGGAGAGAAACAGAGUUCGCUUCUCAGAAGAGGAGUACUCCCUGCACAGGAUCCAGGGCAAUAUGAAGAGAACCCUGAAGGAAGUCAUCCAAGCGGACUGGCGCAAGAUCUCCCAGUCCAAGGUACCUGAGGAAAAGAGGAAGGAGAACUUCCAGAAGAUCUGGUCAAAAGACUACUGCUGGGCCAUCCCGGAUCAGAAAGUAACGGCGUGGUUGUGCGCCGCCGAACUUCAACGGCUUACUGGAGGUGGUGCCGGGAGAGAAGGCAGCGCUGGUGCAGGUGCAGGUGCAGGAAGGAGGACAGAGGCGAAGGAGAGACCGCAGACGGCAUCCUCAUCGUCAUCGCCAUCGUCAUCAUCACCAUCAUCAUCAUCAGGAGCAGCGGCAGCAGCAGCAGCAUUGGAGAAUGGACGUUCGUGGCAUGGAGACGCUGUUCAUCGCCAGAUGGCAGAGAAGACGGGAUCCCGAUCGCUGGGGGCGGUCACGGGGUCGACUCUUGUUGUGGUAGAUCCCGUUCUACUCUACCAUGGCAAAGCGGACACCGUCUUCGUCUGGCCGGGCCAAAGCCCGUUCCAUGCGAUGCUGAACAGAUCUUUAUUCUGCAGUUCGAUCAUCAAGAGCAUCGUCGUCUCUCCGGACGGUCGUUACUUGUACUACAAGCUGGGUGAGGCGUGCCAUGACACGUCCGUCAUGAGGAUGACCGACGUGCGUUUCUCGCUUCGAAAGGUUAAUCUAACGGCCGGAGCGGAGGGAGACGCGAAGGAGGGGGCCGGUGGGGAGCUGAUCACUUACUGGUGGGCCGCUGAGGAUGCGAGCGGCGGCGCAUCUCUUUAUCCAAUAGUGGAUGACGAAGACAACAGGAUGACCCCGGCUAUGGCGUACUUAAUUGGCAGCAUGGAGAUCUCAGGUUCGGGACGACGGCUAGUCGUCACCGCGACGCCGGGAUCCCAUCUCGAGUCAUCGGUGGUGAUGGUCGACACGGAAGACGGGCACAGGGUGGGAUUCGAAAUAGAGGCGGACCGCUUAACGAGCGUGAGCUUCAGUCGGACGACCAGACGUCUCUACCUCUCCGACGUGGCUGUACCUUGUCGUAUUCUCUCUGUUGCGAUGUUGACCGGAGAUGAUGAAGAUCCUCCUGUCGGUCAAAGGACCCCCUUCGUGACGGAGGUUACUUUCCCAACCACUGGCGAGUCUCCCAACAUAUCUGAUCCGUGGUUCGGCGCGCACAGCAUCGAUCCACGUGGCAGAUGUCUCUACUUCAGCGACAGGACUGUCAACCAGCUCUGGAGCAUGGACCUGCUCUCUCCGUCGAGGAAUCUCACCGGAAUCGCGGGGUCGGGAGAGGAGGGAGCGCAGGAUGGGGAGGGUUUGCGCGCCUCCUUCAGCAGUCUGACGGAGCCCGCGGUCACUCGCGACGCGUGCAACGUCUUCGUUCCCGACGGUACUGUUCUUCGCUGGGUGAAGAUGGAGUCGCCGUGCAUGACAGCCGCAAACGUCAGCACGAUAGCUAGGCUGGAGGAGGGUGUGAUGUUCAGCGCCUUGGCCAUCGACCAUCAGGACGCCUAUCUGGACCUGUACGUCGGUACAACCGACGGAUCGGUGUUCAGGGAUGUGGCUGUCAAGGUGAUGGACGGGCAGCUGACGACGGCAAAGAGGGCACAGUUCGUGGCAGAAGUGAAUACCCUAAGCCGGGUUCAUCACGCCAAUCUCGUCGAACUCAUCGGCUAUUGUGAUGAGGGGAAUCGGUGCAUGUUGGUGUACCCUCUGUACACUGGGGGGAGCUUGGACUCGAGGCUGCACAAGAAGCAGGCCGUCCGCCGAUCGGAAUGCCGUUCUCCACUGGCUCUGCCGCAGCGCAUGUCGAUAAUUAUCCAGAUCGCACAAGGGCUGCGCUAUCUUCACUACGGCGCCGUUCCACGGGUGCUGCAUCGUGACAUCAAGAGCAGCAACGUCCUACUUAGCGAUGAGGAUGGAGGGAGUAUCCGAGCCGUUCUCGCCGACUUGGGAAUGACCGCCAUAGCCGAGGCUGUUCUCCGUGCAGGGAGCGACGACCAUACUAAUGUCCCUGAGACUGAGAUGAACCUUGCCGGCAAUGGCGGCUACAUCGCCCACGAAUACGCCAUCAGAGGGAGAUUGACAGCGAAGAAUGACAUGUAUGCUUUUGGCGUCGUAGUGUUGGAGGUCUUUACGGGACGGCGGGCGAUGAUGCGGGAUGAUGACAGCUGUCAACCGCUCGCAGAAUGGAUUUCAGGCCGCUUGAGUGGUGCAAAGUUGGGCGACAUUCUCGACAAGAUCGUGGAUGAGAGUCUGCAGGCAGAACUUGUGAGGGACGCGGCCAGUAGGACGAUGGUGAUGGGCGCGAUCCGGAUCGGGUUAGAGUGCACGCAAGCUGAUCACAAGCGCAGGCCGAAGAUGACCGCUGCCUGCGAGCGGCUAGCGACCAUCAUUGAUGACGAGGGCCCUGAGGGGGGGGAGGAGCGGGCGGAACCUGCUGACCAUCCGGCCUCGCAGGAGGCCGAUGAGUGGAGCGACCCGAAGGACAUCCGUAAACGUAGCGGCGGGGGCGACCUUUUCAAGGGAGGUGACGGGAGCCGUUUUGAGCGAGAGCAGCCUUCGUCUCCGGGGCCCCAAUCUGCCGAUACGCAGGCGGUGCACGGGUCUGCGCGUUCUAGGGGACAGAGUCAGUCAGCUUGCGGUGGCGGCAAUCCUGGGCAGCAUCCCGAACGUAUUUGCAGUGGGAUGGCUUCAGCCGGCGUUGUUCCCCCUCCGUCGCAAAAUCUUCAUCGAGGUUUGCCCCUUCGAGGGCGACUGCAUAGAUUGGUGAAGGGCCCGAGACAACGAUUAGAGGAGAGAUUGGUGGGCGGUCCUUCACCGAGUGAGAGGGUCGAGAAAGAUGUGGAGAGGCCGACUGCUGGACUUACUGCUCCGUUGUCAGGAGAUGAACGUAUUCCAAUUGAGGAGGCGAUUCAGACAGACGGUCUUGGGGGGGGUCGUGAUGACGGGAUAUCGAUGGGCGGUCGCAGAGGUUUUAGUCAGUUUGGUGAUUUGGGACUGCCGCCCGAAGAGAGCGAUUCUCGGGGGGACUUGAGUGUCAGCAUGCAGUCCAUAUUAAACCAGAGUGCCAUGCAGCCGAAGACUUUCACCCCUGCCAUGCACGUAGAGUUAGGAGCGUCGCCAACGAAGGUUCAAGUUGAUGAGGAGGCCACACCCCCUGGAGAGACAUUAGCAGAGAGGUUGGACAGGCUUGAUAGUCGUCGAGCUUGUGUCUUGGCACUAGCUAGCCCCAGGACGCAGGACUUGGCCCGUCUAGGCGGCUGCCCACGCGCGUUGGGGACGUUUAUGGAGAUGUCCCCUAACUCACAGGCGGUUGCCCACGUGGAUCCCAUGACAGAGGUUCGCAAUGGGACGCAGGGGGAGGCAGCUAUACUCGAGGCAGCGUCGGCAGGGAUGCAGGUGGAGGAAGUUGCAGGCAAGGCGACUUCAGCAGGGAUGAAGGGGGAGGCGGUCGGACGCAAGGCAGCUGGAGGCGAGAUGGGUGGAGGCGAGGCAGCUGGGAUGCCAGCGGAGGCGUAGGGGUUGCACAAGAUCGGGGUCGAUGCACAAGACGACCCGCAUAUGGUGCCCAACCAGC
Chara braunii is the source of this 4068-nucleotide messenger RNA. The record is from the annotation of a GenBank genome assembly. NCBI's taxonomy places the organism in Eukaryota, Viridiplantae, Streptophyta, Charophyceae, Charales, Characeae.